Molecule: messenger RNA, 2169 nt
Organism: Carya illinoinensis
Lineage: Eukaryota; Viridiplantae; Streptophyta; Magnoliopsida; Fagales; Juglandaceae
Product: glucose-6-phosphate 1-dehydrogenase, chloroplastic-like
Exons: 10
Coding region: 182-1942 (586 amino acids)
Biological process (GO): pentose-phosphate shunt, oxidative branch; glucose metabolic process
Cellular component (GO): chloroplast stroma
Molecular function (GO): NADP binding; glucose-6-phosphate dehydrogenase activity
Source: RefSeq, a predicted model, not a curated record
GAGACGAUAAGUGCAAUUAUUCGCUUCAAUAUACAAUUUUUUGUCUACUUUUCUCCCACUAAAGAAGACCAUUAUAAAAUCCCAGCAUUUAUAUUGUUACUCCUUGGAUCGGAGUUGCAUGAAUGUUGUUUAAUUUUAUCAAGAAGAAACCCUUCCACUUUUUCUUUGUCUACACAGCUGCAUGGCUUUACGCUUAAAUUCUUCUUCCUCAAAUAGCAUUUUGUCACCAUCUUCUUUCAGUCACGAGACUCAGACUAUACCAAAAAAAAAGCUGUUGGGGAUCUGGGUUUGUACGAACGAUUCAAGAGUUCAUCGUAACAAGCAUUUUGAGCUCAAAGCUUCGUAUGCUCAGCCGUUCAAUGCUGUUUCUCUGCAGGCUGGUGCACCGGUAAAUUCUCUAACUACAGAGCGUAUUGAGAAUCCAGCUCAAAAAGAGUACAUUCCUUUCUUAGAAACAGAGAAAGACGAGACUACUCUCAGCAUUGUUGUUAUUGGGGCUUCCGGUGACCUUUCUAGGCGAAAGAUCUUUCCUGCACUCUUUGCUCUUUUUAAUGAAGAUCGUUUGCCUGAGAAUUUUAUAAUAUUCGGUUAUGCUCGGAGUAUAAUGACUGAUAAGGAGCUAAGGAAUAUGAUCAGCAAAACCCUGACUUGUAGAGUUGACAAGAGGGAGAACUGUAAUGAGAAGAUAGAUGCAUUCUUGAAAAGAUGUUUUUACCAUUCUGGUCAAUAUAGCUCGGAAGAGCAUUUCUUGGGAUUGCACAAGAAGCUGAAAGGGAAGGAGGCUGGAAGACGAUCAAAUAGGCUGUUUUACCUAGCAGUGCCACCAAACAUGUUUGUGGAUGUGGCAAGAUGUGCCAAAUCUCGUGCUUCUUCAGAAAACGGCUGGACUCGAGUCAUUAUUGAAAAACCAUUUGGUCGCGACACGGAGUCAUCCAGGGAUCUGACCAGAGGCUUAAAAGGAUACCUGAGGGAGGACCAAAUAUUCAGAAUUGACCAUCACAUGGGUAAGGAGCUUGUGGAAAAUCUCUUGGUUCUUCGCUUUUCAAAUCUGGUUUUCGAGCCUUUAUGGUCUAGGAACUACAUCCACAAUGUACAGUUGAUUUUUUCUGAAGAUUUUGGGAUAGAGGGACAAGGCAGGUACUUUGAUAACUAUGGUGUCAUCCGGGAUAUAAUGCAAAAUCAUCUUCUGCAAACACUAGCACUGUUUGCAAUGGACACUCCUGUCAGCUUAGAUGCCGAGGACAUUAGGAAUGAGAAGGUUAAGGUUUUACGUUCCAUGAAUCCUGUUCAGCUUGAAGAUGUGGUUGUAGGUCAAUAUAAGGGUGAUUCUGAUGGCAAUACAUCAUAUCCCGCUUAUACUGAUGAAAUGACUGUGUCAAAGAAUAGCCUGACACCAACUUUUGCAGCAGCCACUCUCUUUAUAAAUAAUGCACGAUGGGAUGGAGUUCCAUUCCUGAUGAUAGCAGGCAAGGCUCUCCAUUCAAAACGAGCAGAAAUUAGAGUUCAAUUCAAAAAUGUUCCGGGUAACUUGUACAAUCGGAAGUUUGGAACCGAUUUAGAUCAAGCAAGAAAUGAGCUUGUAAUUCGCAUAGAACCUGAUGAAGCUAUAUAUCUGAAGUUCAACAACAAGGUCCCUGGUCUUGGAAUGAGAUUGGAUUGUGGUAUCGGGCUGAACUUGCUUUAUAAAGCCAGGUAUCCAAGAGAGAUACCAGAUGCAUAUGAGAGGCUGCUGAUUGAUGCAAUUGAAGGAGAGCGGCGAUUAUUCAUUAGAAGUGAUGAGCUUGAUGCAGCUUGGGCAGUAUUCACUCCAUUAUUGAAGGAAUUAGAAGAGAAGAAGGUUGCUCCAGAGCUUUACACAUACGGUAGUGGUGGUCCAGUUGGGGUGCACUAUCUUGCUGCAAAGCACAAUGUUCGCUGGGCCGAUUUUGGUUAUGAGGAAUAGUUAGUUGGGGAUCUAUUGAUUAAUUUGAGUGAAAUUCGAUGAUGAUAAGCAUUCAAAACUUCUUUCUUUUACCUUUUUCUUUUUCGCUGAGUAUAUUAUUUGUUUAGUUGAUUUUUCAUUUUAAAAAAGGGUUGUAGAUUUAGCUUCUGCAACAUGCUAGUGUACAUUAAUUUACAAAACAAGUGUACAAAUAUUGAAACGAAUAAAUAUAUAAUCCCUUUUACUUA